This is a messenger RNA of Acanthochromis polyacanthus (spiny chromis), 3299 nucleotides long. It is a transcript of the gene gch1, whose product is annotated as GTP cyclohydrolase 1. Gene Ontology annotation, cellular component: cytoplasm. The record is from RefSeq and is a predicted model, not a curated record. The transcript has 6 exons. NCBI's taxonomy places the organism in Eukaryota, Metazoa, Chordata, Actinopteri, Pomacentridae. The coding region runs from base 16 to 885 and encodes 289 amino acids. Gene Ontology annotation, biological process: tetrahydrobiopterin biosynthetic process; tetrahydrofolate biosynthetic process. Gene Ontology annotation, molecular function: zinc ion binding; GTP cyclohydrolase I activity; GTP binding.
AAGCUGCUGAGGCUGAUGCUGAGGCUGAGCAGCUCCACUUCCACGGAGGACCCGGAGCAUCACUGUGGACCGGCUGAGCAACAAGUGGACGGAACCGGCAGCAUGGACCACUCCAAACACUCUCAGUACUCUUCCGCCGACAAGAAGGACUCCGGGAACACCGGUGGCGGCUCGGUGUUAAACGGACACUUUGAGGGGAUGGUGAAGGGGGAGCUCCGGAGCUCCGCCGCGCCGGCACCGGGAGCGGAGUCCGGGUCGCACCGGGCAGCCGCCUCGGUGAUGGAGAGCUGGAAGGAGGAGCGGACCCGGAGCGUGGAGGACAACGAGAUGAGCCUGCCGUCCCUGGCCGCCGCCUACACCACCAUCCUCCGGGGGCUCGGAGAGGACCCGCAGCGGCAGGGGCUCCUGAAGACCCCCUGGAGGGCCGCCACCGCCAUGCAGUUCUUCACCAAGGGCUACCAGGAGAAGAUCAUCGACGUGCUGAACGACGCCAUCUUUGAUGAAGACCACGACGAGAUGGUGAUCGUCAAAGACAUCGACAUGUUCUCCAUGUGUGAGCAUCACCUGGUUCCUAUCUUUGGCAGGGUUCACAUCGGUUACCUCCCCAACAAGAGAGUUCUGGGCCUCAGCAAACUGGCCAGGAUUGUUGAAAUCUACAGCCGUCGACUACAAGUUCAGGAGAGGUUGACCAAACAGAUCGCCGUGGCGAUUACCGAGGCCCUGCAGCCCACUGGAGUCGGAGUCGUGAUCGAGGCGACACACAUGUGCAUGGUGAUGCGCGGCGUCCAGAAGAUGAACAGUAAAACCGUCACCAGCACCAUGUUGGGAGUUUUCAGGGAAGAUCCGAAAACCCGAGACGAGUUCCUGACGCUGAUCCGGAGCUGAGGAGGAAGACACCGCUCCUCCUCCUCCUCCUCCUCCUCCUCCUGUUGCCUGGGUUACCUCCACCUGCACGGACCGGCCGUUGGUCACCUGAGUGUGUGCGUCAGAGUGUGUGUUUGUGUGUUUCCAUCCCACCGGAGGCAGUGACAGAGUGUUGACGUGUUUUCACCGUAGAGAUAAAGUCGUUGCCGUAGUGAUUCGGUCUGACAGGUCGUUUACUUUCAAACCACAAAGAGACUUUAAACUUUCGUCCACGUGUUGUUGUUGUGAUUGUUGAUCAAAUAUCAGCGUUUGACCUCCAAUAACUCUCAGCUUACCAGGAGGUUUUGUUUCUGAACUUUUGCUCCUCAGAUUUCCUGAUAAAACCUCCAGCUGCAUUUAAACGUCCUUCAGACACUAUUUGGCACAAAUGGCACCAAAAAGAUAAAAUUUCAGAAUCAGAAGCAGCUUUUUUGGCCAAAUAUGUGAACAAAUACAAGAAACUAUACUUUAGUGUUUUCUGCAGCUCCUAAAUGACUAUUUUUUUAAUUUACACAAAGUAAAACAGACGUGCUCUUAAACAAGAAAUAAGUGUUUAACGACUAUACACUGCAGUUAGAUGUAAAAAAUCGUGUUUAAAGUCAACUAGAGUUUACGUUCAAAAUCAAAGUUCAGUGCAAUUAAUGACAAAUACACAGAAUCUGCAGGAAACGGCUUCAGAUUCACACUUAGAUUUUCUUUUUUAAUGUAUAAUGUCAACACUGACUGUCCAAAUUUUUCCACAAAUGUAGAAAUAAAAAAAGAUUUUAACAAACUAAACUCAUAUUCAUUCAUAUUAUAAGGCUCUCUGAGAGCUAAAAUCUGCUGAGUUAAGAAUAAAACUUCUCAAAACAAGAGAUGUGUUGGUUCUAAAGUAUUUUAGUGCUAAAAGUGCCUUAGUUUGGUUAAAUUAUUCAUAGAUCACAUUUAAAAUCAAUGAAAACUGACCAGACAGAAGAAAUUAUGGAACUCAUAUUACACCAGAAGUCACUAAUAGAAGUAAAAAUGCAACGAUAUUGAGAUUUAAACGCAGAUUUUAACAGUGGGAGAGUUAAUAAAGCUUCAUUUAAAUAGUCUGGUUCUAAAUUCUCUGUUGCUUCAGGAAGGAUCACAGUGAAAAUCUGAUUUUAGAGCAGCCGCAAAACCAAAACAACUUAAACUCUGAAAAGCCCAGAAUCAAAGUCGUUCCAUGUUUUUUUUUUAUUCUGACAGCAAAUCUGUGGCACUUCACAGGCCAGCAGACCCUCCAGUGAGCUGAACUACACUCAGGUUUCACCCCUCAGACGUCGAUUAUUAAAUCAGGUUUGUCGUUUUUUAUCAGUAAAAAUCGUAUCGUCGAGCUGACAGACGUAUUUUACUGUUUUCUUUAGCUGUUAAUUCACCAAUUUAAAGACAGUAUUUUCCUUCUAAUGUCAAAUAUUCCACCAAAAUCUUUAUUUUAAAUAUCUGUCAGUAUUAUUCCGCCAAUCACAUCGAGUUACUGAAGGAAAUGUCAUCAUGAAUUUGUCUCUUGUAUUUAAGUCAUUUUUGAAUCUAAAUUGUCAAACGUUUGCAGAUUCCAACCAGUUUUUCACAUUAAUAUCUUAAUGUUUCAGACAAAACGAGUCACUUUGAGCCUUUUUUCACUUACUUCUGACAUUUUGUAAACAACUAAUCAAUCAACAAAAAAAGAAAACACUGAAAGAUUACAAACUGCAGCCCUGAAUCUGACUUUAGAUGUUCUCGUCUGAUCUUUUACUCGUGUUUUUUGUGAUGAACGGCGCUUUAACACUCUGUCACACCUGAAAAACCUCAAACUUUACGUCACGUCUUUUCCUUUUUAACCUUUUACUCUCUUAGCUGAGAAUUAAAACCACGAGGUUUAUAUUUGUACAAACUAUUUCACCGUCAAACUGCAUUUAUUGUGAAGUCUUUAGAGCUAAAUCCAGACAAACGACAGCAUUAUUCUCAUUUUUACCUUUAAUUUCCAGUGUUUUUGGUCCUGUUGGAGGAUCUGCCUUUACGUGCCAACUCGCCUCUCGAUUUAAACCAAAAAACGGCUUCAUGGUGAAACAAACUUUCAUUUUCAUGAGAGGAAAAAGUCUGUCAGUGUGUGUGUGUGUGUGGUUUUGACAGUUCAGACUCUGUGGAGACGAGUGUGUGUGACAUUGUGUUGACUUGUGUAGCAUCGUUUUUGGAUUUCGGUGCAUCCCAGCGUCCUCAGACAGACUGUGGGAGGUUUUAACUGGUGUGUCUGUGUGUGUGUCGGAGGGAAGACGAUGCUAACAAACGGCUCUGAUGUUGUUUUAUUUCAUGGCCUUGUUGAGAAGGACGACUUCUUCAGCAUCAUUGUCACUUUAUGUACUGUGUUCACUUCAAAGACUUUUUAAUCAAAUGAAAUAAACGUCUAUGUGACAGCA